AUAUAAUAAAACACGAACUCGCCGUGUUCUUCCCAAUUAGAGAGAAAUGGAAAUCCCAGUCCCUCCGCCGGAAAACCUAAUUUUCGUUCACCGGGAGCCAAACGGCGUCGCAUUCGUCAUCAUAAACCGGCCCAAAUCCCUAAACUCGUUGACCCGGUCCAUGAUGGUGGACUUGGCCAAGGCGAUCAAAAGCCUGGCAUCGGAUGAUUCGGUUCGGGUCAUCAUACUAUCCGGUUCGGGCCGGGCGUUCUGCUCCGGCGUUGAUUUGACCGCGGCGGAGGACGUGUUUAAAGGAGAUGUCAAGGAUGUGGAAACCGAUCCGGUUGCUCAAAUGGAGAGGUGCCGGAAGCCCGUAAUCGGAGCUAUAAACGGGUUUGCGGUGACGGCCGGAUUCGAGAUUGCUUUGGCCUGUGAUAUUUUGGUGGCCUCGAAAGAAGCUAAGUUUAUGGACACUCAUGCCAGGUUUGGAAUAUUCCCUUCAUGGGGCUUGUCUCAGAAGCUUUCACGCAUUAUAGGGCCGGGCCGGGCCCGCGAAGCAUCGUUGACCGCAAUCCCAAUUAACGCUGACCAAGCCGAAAAGUGGGGUUUGGUUAAUCAUGUUGUUGAAGGCAGCGAGCUUUUGAAGAAAGCAAGACAAAUUGCCGAAGCCAUGAUCAAGAAUAAUCAAGACUUGGUUUUGAGGUACAAGUCCGUCAUAAAUGACGGACUUAAACUAGAUCUUGGUCAUGCACUCGCUCUCGAGAAGGAAAGAGCUCACGAGUAUUAUAAUGGGAUGACCAAGGAGCAGUUCAAGAAAAUGCAGGAAUUUAUAGCAGGCCGGAGCUCAAAUAAAACGCCAUCGAAAUUGUAAACUUUUUUUUUUUCGUUUUUUAGUUAAAUAAAUUUAGUGGUUCAUCUCAUGUGGAGAGAAUUUACCAAAUAUGUUUAUUUGUCAAACUUUUGUAAUUUCAAUAUCAAGUUAAAUAGUUAAGAGGUUGAUCAUUACA
Molecule: messenger RNA, 986 nt
Organism: Erythranthe guttata (spotted monkey flower)
Lineage: Eukaryota; Viridiplantae; Streptophyta; Magnoliopsida; Lamiales; Phrymaceae
Gene: ECHIA
Product: enoyl-CoA hydratase/isomerase A
Cellular component (GO): peroxisome
Source: RefSeq, a predicted model, not a curated record